This is a messenger RNA of Oryza brachyantha (malo sina), 2288 nucleotides long. Its product is annotated as BSD domain-containing protein 1-like. The coding region runs from base 59 to 1813 and encodes 584 amino acids. Lineage: Eukaryota; Viridiplantae; Streptophyta; Magnoliopsida; Poales; Poaceae. The record is from RefSeq and is a predicted model, not a curated record. Gene Ontology annotation, cellular component: cytoplasm. The transcript has a single exon.
CCGCAGCCUCCACUCCUAGAUCCAAAUUCCAAAUCCGAGCUCCGAUUCGCACGCGCCGAUGAAUUUCUUCAGCUCCGUCUUCUCCGCCGCCGCCGGCGAGCGUGAGGGAGAGCGGGGAGAGGAGGGCGGGGAGGAAGCGGCGGGGGAGCACGGGGAGGGGGCGGAGUCCGGCGGCGGGUGGAGCUUCGGUGGGCUGAUCAAGACGCUGGCGGAGGAGAUUGAGGGGCAGCGGGAUGCGCAGGAGGGCGAGGGGGAGGAGGAUGGCGGAGAGGCGGCGGGUGGGGAGGGAGAGGGAGAGGGAGAGGGGGAGGGGGAGGCGGCGGAGGAGGGUGACGGAGGCGGCGGCGGGUGGAUCUUCGGUGGGUUGAUCAAGACGUUGGCGGAGGAGAUAGAGGAGCAGCGGAGGGUGAAUAGCCAGCUGGAAGCUGAGGAGGCGGAGGCGGCAGCGGCGGCGGAAGGGGAGGAAGGGGAAGGCGCUGAUUCCGGCGCCGCCUGGAGGGGCUUCGGGGGCCUGAUCAAGACGUUGGCGGAGGACAUACAGGAGCAGCGGAUGGUGAACAGCCAGCUAGCCGAGGCGGAGGAUGCGGCUGCGGCUGCGGCUGCGGCGGAAGGGGAGGAAGGGGAAGGCGCUGAUUCCGGCAGCGCCUGGGGGAGCAUCGGGGGUCUGAUCCAGACGUUCGCGUCGCGGUCGGAGUCGGUGCUCGAGGGCUACCGCCGCGACAUCCAGGACCUCGGCUCGGGCCUCCGCCUCGAGACGGCCUCCCUCCGUGCCGCGGCCGUGCGGGCCGCCGCGGCGUUUCCCGGUGCGCUCGAGGCCGGCGCCUCCGCUGCCUCCGACAGGCUCGAGUCCGUCGGCCAGGCCGUCGACGACCUCGGUGCGGCCGCCGCCGUCCUCCUCUCGCACGCCAACGAGGCCCUCCGAUCCGCGGACGCAGAAGGCGAAGAUGGUGGCGUGGACGGCUCCUCCCACCCCUCCGAGUCUGCCUCCGGCGCCUCAUGGCGCGCGUCGCUGCCGUCCAAGAAGUACACCCGUUUCGAGGCGCAGGUGCUGGCGCUGCGCGCCGAUCCUGCCACCUUCACUGAGGAGCCAGAGGAUGCAGAUGGGUUCGCUAAGUGGCAAGACGCAUUCAGAAUCGACGAGAGAAAAGAAGAGAUUGAGGGUGUGCUCCGGGAGAGCCCCGGGCUAGAGAGCUUUGUGGAGAGGCUUGUGCCAUCGGUGGUAGAGUAUGACAUGUUCUGGUGCCGGUAUUUUUUUGCUGUUGAUAAGCUCCGGCAAGCGGAGGAUGUCCGCACAAAACUUGUGACCAGGGCAAUGUCUAAGGAGGAUGAGGAAGAGCUCAGCUGGGAUGUGGAUGAUGAUGAGGACGAUGGCAAUGCUGAUCAUGAAGAAGGUGCCAACACCAUGAUAAAUAAAGAAGAGCGAAUUGAGGAGCGUGCUAGCCACAAGUUACAAGAUGAACAACAACGAGUCGCAGAUGUUUCAGAUAACAAGGAGAUGACUCUGGCAGCUGGGAAUGAUGAUAAUGGUGAAUCUAAGGAGAAAACAGCGAUAACAAAGUCGAGCAAUGACAUGGACAGAGAAGAGAAGAUCGACGCUGGUAACUCACCUAAGGAGAGUGAAUUCUCAGUGGUGUCUCAUCCAUCUGCACAGGAGGAAGAGCUUAGCUGGGAGGAGAUUGAGGAUGUUGGUGAUGAAGAUGAGAAGAAAGGAGCUGGUCCACGGUCGAGCCCUCCUAGAAAAGUUGAGGAUGUUCGGAAGCGAUUUAGUUCUGUAGAAGAUGAGGAGGAGCUGAGUUGGGAUGUUGAUGAUUGAAAAGACUUUCUGUUGCUAAAUUUAGCGGUUUGAAAGCCUUCAACUUAAAAGAUGCUACCACAGUUUUUUUCCACUUUGGUCUCAAUUGGGAUUCCAAUGGCGCUAACUAAUAUCUUUCAUAUUAUUUGGCAUAUGAUGUGAAUAUUGGGUGGUCAUUGGUCGCUCAAAUUCAAUUGGGCUGCUUGUUUGAUUACUGCCCUUGUAAGAUCUUUUAAUAGAAUGAUAGUGUUCUUUCUGUUAGAUUGCAAUUUGUUUUCACAUAGUGCCUACACUUCUUUUGAAGGACAACCUAGUGCCUCUUUCUUGUUAGUCGAAUAUGUAAUAGAUAUUUGAUUUAUUAAGAUACUCCCCAUGAAUCAACUCAUGCAUUGCCAUAAUAUUUUUCAUAAGGAACUGGAGUCUGGACAUGAACAGCCUGACUCAUCAACUGCCUGAAGGCACCGGGAAGUAUGGUCAAUAAAGUCAACACUUCCGC